AUGAAAGCGUACCUCGAUCAAUUAAACUUGGAUGAUGGAGUCACUAAAUCGAUUUUUGGAAGAGAUGUCCAAGAGUGCUACGAUCUUUCCAAUCAUGAAUAUUUUGGAAGGAGCAUUCCCAGUAUUGUUUUCAGAUGCUUGGAUUACCUCAUGAAGACUGGUGCAAUUUAUGAAGAAGGUAUCUUCAGACUAAGUGGGUCUGCUUCUACCAUCAGGCAGUUGAAGGACCAGUUCAAUUUACGGUUUGAUAUUGACUUAUUUGAGACACCGCUCAAACCCGACAUGCACACUGUGGCAGGAUUAUUCAAAGCAUACUUGAGAGAAUUACCCAACCCCAUAACAGGAAUCCAUGCUUAUAACCACUUAAAUCAAGUUAUACUACAAAAUAGCAAGAGUAUACCUGCAUCAUCAAUAGCAAAGAUAUUCAGAGAUUUCCUUCAUGAUAACGUGGACCGGGUACAUUUUGAUCUCUGCUAUGUGAUCUUCAAGUUUUUGAGGCAGAUCAUUGCCCAAAGCCAAAACAAUAGAAUGAACUUGAGAAAUGUGUGUAUAGUGUUUGUUCCUACUUUGAACAUUUCGUUGGAGGUCUUGAGCACAUUUUUGGUUGAUUUUGAAUGCAUUUUUGAGGGUGGUAUGCCUUUGGAGGAUAACAAGAGAGAGGUCUUGGAUUUACAUAUCCCUAACUUCUAA
Molecule: messenger RNA, 690 nt
Organism: Suhomyces tanzawaensis NRRL Y-17324
Lineage: Eukaryota; Fungi; Ascomycota; Pichiomycetes; Serinales; Debaryomycetaceae
Gene: BEM3
Product: Bem3p
Exons: 1
Coding region: 1-690 (229 amino acids)
Biological process (GO): signal transduction; regulation of GTPase activity
Cellular component (GO): cytoplasm
Source: RefSeq, a predicted model, not a curated record